AUGGCUGUGGUUUCCGUGGGGAACGACUUGCAGACCCCCAUCGAAGUGAAGCUUCGAAGUGGGGACUGGCAGGUGGUGUAUCCCCAGAAGUCUUGGGAUGUCGACGUAUCGGAUGUAGUGGCCACUUCCGUGGAGAUCCGGUUGCGAGAAAAUCCAGCAUUGAAGGGCAGCUGCAAGGUUACCGAUGGCUCCUCAGUGAAAGGCCGCGACCGAGCCGAGGCCCGGGAGUUGACCCGCGAAGGAAAGCGACGGGAGGAAGCCCAGAUGCGGACGGAAGCGAUGAUCCAGGAGGCUGUCACCAAGUGGCGGAGCGCAACAUUUGUGAAGAGUUUGUCAAUUUUCAUUGGCCUUGAUUUACCCAUCCUGAUCCUUUCCGUUGUAAUUCCGCCCGGAAGCGCUCUUGGGGCCGCAGUGUUGGAGUUCUUGGCGUUAGUGUCAGGCAUCCCCUUCAUUGCUCUGGGUGUUGUUUUCAGCUGGCCAAGACUAAUGGACUCUGCUUUUGGAAACUACGCUGUCUUGUUCCGUUUUGGCUUUCGUCUUCUGGGGUUCCUUGCGCUGGCCUUGCUGCUGCUGCAGACGGUCCAACACGCUCUGCAAGGGUUGGGAUUCCGCGGAAAGCUCAGGGAGCGUCAUCCGCGAACGCGGGCGGCCGUGCGUGGCCAGCUGGCCUGGGAGUACGCGGGAGCAUGGGAAUCCCUCGUGUCGCAAGGCCGGAAUGGCGAGGUCAGCGCAGCGGUGGUGUUCCUCCCUGAGGGCACGGACGACUACGGCCAGUGCGACAGCAUCCCCGAAGCUGAAGGCUUGCCCGGCACCUGCUGGUGCACGCCCCUCUACGGUGAACAGAAGCCCUGGGGGUGCAGGUGGUUUACCAAAUGGCGGGAGAACAUCGAGACGGCGGUGCAGUCCGGAGCAGAGCUGGAAGUUUACUACUUCCAGAACCGCGUUGGCAAAGGCAAGGUGGAGAGCUUCGACACGGCAGGCGACGACAACCUCCACAGGGAGAAGGUGAACCAGAAGCAACGCGACUUCGAGGAGUCUCCCGAGUUCCAGCAGGCGCUGGACGCAGGUCUCGGCAACCUCUCCAAGGAACCGCGUGGCGACGGAUCCUCCCAGUACAGCCGUGAAGCCCGGCGCCUGUUCCUCGCCUCCCUCUCGGAGACAGAGCGCGAGUAUCUGGCCACCGCAGAGGGCCUCGGCAACUCUCAGAAAGCCGAGGUCGCCUGGCUGGAAAAGAAGUGCUACACAUACUGGGAGGUGGACGUCUGCAC
Molecule: messenger RNA, 1268 nt
Organism: Symbiodinium necroappetens
Lineage: Eukaryota; Dinophyceae; Suessiales; Symbiodiniaceae
Source: the annotation of a GenBank genome assembly